This is a messenger RNA of Gadus chalcogrammus (walleye pollock), 3054 nucleotides long. RefSeq names its product general transcription factor IIH, polypeptide 2 (gene gtf2h2). Bases 750 to 1928 code for a protein of 392 amino acids. The transcript has 15 exons. Gene Ontology annotation, cellular component: transcription factor TFIIH core complex; transcription factor TFIIH holo complex. Gene Ontology annotation, molecular function: zinc ion binding. Gene Ontology annotation, biological process: regulation of transcription by RNA polymerase II; DNA-templated transcription; nucleotide-excision repair. The record is from RefSeq and is a predicted model, not a curated record. Lineage: Eukaryota; Metazoa; Chordata; Actinopteri; Gadiformes; Gadidae.
AAAAGGAAUUUAUUUUCUUGACGCAGGUUAUGCGCACUGACGCGCAUCAUUUUCAGAGAGCGAUAUACAAUUUUAUUUUAUUUUUUGCAGCUUUUGUGUUGUCCUUCUACAUGGUCUUUAUCACCCCCAUGAUCAAUCAGGGUUUUGAAUAAAUCAGCUAUUUGUACUGAUAUUUUUUACAUGAAGACAUCCCCUUCCAAAGCCAAGUAGGUUUGGCUUUGGUUGACAGUUUUAUCGAAGUGUUUUUAUAUAAAUCAUUUAACUGUAGUAGGCCUAUUCUGAAGUUAUUGCAAUUUAUGUAGCAGCACGACCAAAAUCAAAUAUAUAUGUAUCAUACAAUAAAUGUUUAUUUAGUUAUUAUGUCUCUCAAUGUGUUUUUUAUUUGAAUCGUUUGUGAGUGGGAAACUCAAGUUACAAAUGGUAAAAGCAGCUUAAGGGUUAUCUUAAAGAUCCUAUAUUCUGCUUUUUUAGGGUUAUUAAUUGCAUUUUGGGUUACUUCUAGAAUAGGGUUAAAUGCCUGUAUGUUAUAAAUACCCCUUAUUCUCACACUGGGGAAAAGUCGAAAAGCAUGAUAUAUCACCCCUUUAAUCUAUAUUUUUCUACAGGUAAAAUCCAUGAGUUAAAAAGGGAUCACCUAAACGUUCAAUAGAGGGCGCACUUGUAACAAAGUAGAUCCACAGCACCCGAAGAAGAGCAUUGAAGGAAAUACAGUAUUGUGUUGAGUAUUGUGUCAAACGAGGGGAGAGAUCAUGGAUGAAGAACCAGAAAGAGCCAAACGUUGGGAAGGAGGCUAUGAAAGGACAUGGGAAGUGUUGAAAGAGGAUGAAUUUGGGUCACUCAAAGCUACUGUGGAGGAAAUAUUGUUUCAAUCCAAAAGAAAAAGAGCAUUGGAGAGCCAUGGACAAGUGCGGCUUGGGAUGAUGCGGCAUCUUUAUGUUGUGAUCGACUCUUCGAGAACAAUGGAGGACAUGGACUUAAGGCCAAACCGCCUCAAAGCCACUCUGAAGCUGAUGGAAGCAUUCGUGGAGGAGUAUUUUGAUCAAAACCCCAUCAGCCAGGUGGGUCUGAUCACAACGAAGAACAAAAGAGCAGAGAAGCUGACGGAGCUUGCAGGGAAUCCAAAGAAGCACUUGGCUGCCCUUAAGAAGACAAGGGACGCGGCUUGUGUUGGCGAACCAUCUCUAUACAACUCUCUCAAUCUGGCCAUGCAGACACUCAAGCACAUGCCUGGACACACCAGCCGGGAGAUUGUGGUCAUCUUCAGCAGCCUCACCACGUGUGAUCCAGCCAACAUAUAUGAGCUGAUUAAGACCCUGAAAUCUCUGAAGAUCCGCGUGUCUGUGAUUGGCCUAUCGGCAGAGGUGCGCGUCUGCACGGUGCUGACCCGCGAGACGGGAGGAACGUACCACGUCUGCCUGGACGAGAGCCACUUCAAGGAGCUGCUCAUGUUCCAUGUCAAGCCUCCGCCGGCCAACGCCCAAUCAGAAUGCUCCUUGAUACGCAUGGGUUUUCCACAGCACACCAUCGCCUCCAUGUGUGACCAGGACUCCAAGCCGUCCUUCAGCAUGUCCCACCUGGACAGCACCAGUGAGGUGGGCCUGUCUCUGGGAGGAUACUUCUGCCCGCAGUGCCAUGCCAAGCACACAGAGCUACCGGUGGAGUGCAAAAUAUGUGGUCUGACCCUGGUCUCGGCCCCCCACCUGGCCCGCUCCUUCCACCACCUUUUCCCCCUGGAGGCCUUCAGGGAGACGCCCCUAGAGGAGCUCCCAGCUGACAGGUUCUGCCACGCCUGUCAAGGAAAACUGAAGGACAAAAUAGUGUUCACGUGUCCUUUUUGCAGCGGUGUGUUCUGUACAGAGUGUGACCUCUUCAUCCACGACUCUCUGCACUGCUGCCCCUCCUGCAUUAACUCACAGCACUCCAAUUGAGCUCUGUGGAAAUAGCAGUACACGCUUAGACAUUUUGAAGAUAAUGAGAAGAGCUGCCGUGAGAAUUUUCAUCUGAUCGGCAAGAGUUUGUUCUGUAGUCAAAAGUAUUACCAUAUGUAUGUUUCCUUUUUUGGGAUUAUUUGUCACAGCAGUAUACUAUACCAGUGGACACAAAUACAAGAUGGGUGAAUUCUGUUUCUGGAACCUCGAAACAUAAAGCAUCCAUUAGGCCUAUAGGUGGAGGUAAAAUAUGCCCGUCAGUGGUUUUUCUAGAAUAGUAUAGGGGAUGGCAAAAGGCUAGUGUACAGAAGCAUUAUUUUGUUUGAUAUGUGAUAUCUGUAUGGAACCUUUCAGAAUUAAAAUAAGAUGAUUUAUUUUUAAAUGCCUGAAUUUGUACCAAGGAAAUGUUUUUUCGCAGCAACAGAAGUAAAUCACAGAACUGUCAUUUAUGUUUUACAAAUGUUCAUACUGACUUCACAAAGCUGAAAAACAUAAUUUACACUUUAUAAAAAUGAUUAACUAUACAAACCGAUUUAUAAGUACUCUUGAGGUACACACAAAAAUACAACUGCAUACGUUUAGAUUCAUUUGGAUAUUGUAGCUUUCGUUUAAAUGAAGUAAUGAACAAACUAAAAGAUGGGAAGAAUAUCAAUUAUUAUGACUAGAGUUAUGAUUUGGACCCUCAAGUAUUUUUCUUUAAAUUCAUUCAACAUUGUAAUGGGAUUUGUGUGGAAUGUCAGUUUAAUUUCAUUGCAUUUCUUUGAACCUUAAGCAUUGCAUAGCUCUAAUCUUUCCGAGUCCGGUAGGUCAUAAUAGAUUUUACUCCUCCCAAAAUGUCUUCGGUAUGGCAGUAGGUCCUCGACAGCAAACACAUCCUCUUGGCCAGUCCAUACAGUGAGAUUAUACCUUUGAUAUUAAAACACAAAUUAUUGCUCAGUUGACAUGCAUGACACAUAAACAUGCAUGUCUUAUGAGAACAAGAGAUAUUUUGCAAAAAGGAACGGAAACUUCAACCUAAAGCUGUUGUUUUGGUAUCUUUAGUUUGUAAACCAACGAUGAAAGGAGAGAGAUACGGAUAAGCAGGGGUAGAAUUAGGGAGCAGGCCAGUAGAGCUCAGUUCGAAUAU